Molecule: messenger RNA, 1034 nt
Organism: Penaeus indicus
Lineage: Eukaryota; Metazoa; Arthropoda; Malacostraca; Decapoda; Penaeidae
Exons: 3
Coding region: 36-707 (223 amino acids)
Source: RefSeq, a predicted model, not a curated record
UGAGGUGUUUGUCUCUCUCCUCAACCACGCGUAUCAUGGGUGACAAGAAAGCCGAAAAAGAAUUCAUUGCUGAAUUUAUUGAGGUGUAUCGUGGUCUUCCCGCCCUGUGGGAUGUGAAAUGCAAAGAUUAUACAAAUCGUGCCAAAAAGGGGGAGCAGUACGAUGUGCUGAUAGAAAAGUACCGUGAAAAAUAUCCGGAUGCUGAGAAACAAGAAGUAUUGUGUUGGUUUCGGAAUUCCCAAUGUAUUACCAGCAAGCGCCUGCCCGAAUUUCGUGUAACUGAUUACACCACCGUCCGAUACUCUUCCAUUGACUCCUACAUCAACCAUCAUGAACUCAUAGUGGAUGAUGAAUCUCGUCAAAAGAACAGGAAACGUAAAGCUCCAGAUCCCACUGAGGAAUUGGUGAAAUUGGCCUCCAAACGCCUUCAACAACCACAAGACGACAGUGACAUAGUUGCUGCAGCUUGGGCAGUCGAGCUCCGAAAAAUGGAUCCACAACAGCAGUUGUUUGCAAAGAAGGCCAUCAAUGAGAUACUGUUUGAGGGACAAAUGGGAACCUUACACCGUAGUUCAGUUGAAAUUAACGUCUCACGUGUGGCCACACCAUAUAGUGUUCAGUCCCUCCCUUCCCCUUCAUUCCCUCAGUAUGAAUCAGCAAGUGCCUCCUCGCAACACACAGGUGGAUAUUACACUACUUUGCAUUAAGACAGUUACUUUCCAACUUCAUGUAGGCUAGGUAUACCUUAUGUAGGUAUACCUUAUGUACAAUGUCAAGUUUUGUUCUAGCCAAUGUAUGCCAAUAUUUUGAAUGUAUAAAUAAAAGGAUUUGAAAUGGAAAAAGAACUUACCUUAAUGUAUUCCUUGAGACAGUUGAUUAAAGCAGUGCAUGUUUCCAUAACUAUUUGCCCUAUUGACUGAGGUGACACAGCAGUUAAAAACUUCAGAUCUUCAUAGCUAUUCCCGGUAGCGAGAUAUCGUAGAGUUAUGGACAACCGUUGGCUUACAGGAAUUGCAUCGCGCAUGAUAGUGUUC